AUGUGGUAUGCUGCAAUGAAGACAUUGAUCCUUCUGGCAGUGACUGUUCUGAUGUCAAUGCCUGUCAAAGGCUGGAACAUGGCAAUGGUCACUGGAAGUGACGCCCAAUUUGACGCCAUCAAGAAGGGUUGGAAAGAUGAAUGUCAAAGGUUGGGACCAAACGUUACGUGUGAAACAUAUCACGAUCUGUCACCUCAACUAAGCGAGCCUGGGGUUAACAUAACCAAGGAACCAGAAGACGUUGCGCCAUGUAUCUCACUUUUCAGGUGGUUCUUGAGGAGAGGAGACGUUGACGCCAUCGUAAUGCGAUGCCCGUGGAGGAAUGGGAUGCCUCGUGUGUUUGACGACGCCAGGGAGAGGGGCAUCCCCGUUACUGUUAUGGAAGGACAGCAAUCGCAUGCAGGUCUUGGAGAUUUCAAUACUUUUGUAGGCUCUUAUCCUGACCACGUGGGAAGCGCAAUGGCCCGAACCCUGAAGCAGUUGCGUCCAGAAGGAGGAAAAUAUCUUGCAUUUUAUAAUGACGGGAUUUCAGCAGAGCGAUUUCAUGGUUUCAAGCAUGAAAUUGAAAAGGACAAUGACCGAGAGGACAGAUCACAUUGGGAAAUGGCUCCCGUGAAUUACACAAAGCUUGGUCUCGGAUGGCAGCAUCCACCAGACCACGGUGGUUUCACUGAUAGUACUAAUCCUGGCUGGGGACCAUAUGGCUUUUUUGAUGCCGUUAGUGUUUACCCAACUGAUGUAGACAACGAUGGUAAACCUGAUUCCGAAGAAGUAUAUCCUUACACCGGUAAUCCAUUUGUUGACACCAUCCCCUACGCCAUGGAACAUGCCGUCGAGGCUGGCGCUAAUGCUGUAGUCUUCCUCUAUGGUUGGCCCAUGACGCAUCCAAAUUACACUGAUGUUGUGGACAAGUACCGUCAUCUAAACAUUCGUUGGCUCGGUGUGGACGGUACAACUGAUAACUUGAACUAUAUGGCACAAAAUUAUGUGGAUGGAUUGAUUGGAGAGCAAACCUAUGAAAUUGGAGUCAAAGCUGCGCAGGCCUCGUACAAAAUGCUUACUGAAGGAAUGGAUUCUGUACCCGACAGAGUGCCAACGAAAUUGAUCAACUACAAUCUGGUUCCAGAAGAGCUUCCUGAAUUGAUGGUCGACCAGAAUUUGUUGGGAGAUAUGAAAUGGCUCGGUUUCAUUUGCUUUGGAAUUGUGGCUGUAGGGUUCCUUGUAUGCAUGGGGUGGACUGUUUUGAACAGGAACGAGAUUGUUGUGAAAGCAAGCCAACCAUUUUUUCUGGCAAUGACUGCCUCUGGAGUCUUGGUAAUGGGCUCUGCUAUGAUUCCGUUGUCCUUUGAUGAUAGUGGUGAAGCAAUUUCGGACUCUUUUGCCAAGGGAAUAUGCAUGAGCAUUCCAUGGCUUGGAUUUACAGGAUUCAGUAUUACCUUUUCCGCGAUGUUUUCCAAAACAUGGCGCGUCAACCAGUUUUUCAAAUCCGCCAAUGCACGAGCUCGUAUCCGAGUCAAAGAAAGAGAUGCCGUUGUGCCAUUUCUUAUCAUGUUUUCUCUCAACAUCAUCAUCUUGAUUUGUUGGACUGUAAUUGAUCCAUUGAGGUAUGUCCGGAGGUUUGCGCUUGGGACCGAUGUGUGGAAUCGCGAGAUUAUUUCUACUGGACAAUGCCUUUCCAAGGAUGGGGCCAUUCCCUACUUGGUUCCGUUGGGAUUGAUCAAUCUGGUGGUGCUCGCCGUUGCAUGUUGGCAGGCAUACGAAGCGAGAGAUAUCAAGUCUGAGUUUGCAGAAGCAAAGUACAUUGCAAUGACUGUCUUCUCAUUAACACAAGGGUUUCUGACUGGGUUGCCCAUCGUGGCCGUUGCAAGUGAUACUCCCGAAACGUUCUAUUUGAUAUUGACCUUUUUGGUGUUUGGUGUUUGUAUGGUUGUGUUAUCUUUAAUUUUCAUACCCAAAAUGAUGAUGCAAAGACGCUAUGGCAAAAUGACACUUAAAGAACAAAAGAAGGCCAUGAUGGUCAGCGUUCGGCUUUCUGCUAGGAUGACCACGGAUGGACCCGGGGCAGGUUCUAGAGCUUUUGGUUCGAGAACCAAUACUUUGGCAAACAUUCCCGAACCGCAGCUUGCAAGGGUCGGCGACUUGCACGAUGGAAGCUCGUCAUCUCGUAUCCAAACUCCACCUGCUGAACAAGCAUCUUCAGAUUUAUCGAAGAUCUCGAACGAUGGAACCUUGGUGGUCACGAAAGCUGAUGGUAGACGCAUUGUGUCAUCCUAUCUUGACGAUGAUGAAGUUGCUGAGGCAUGA
Messenger RNA from Cylindrotheca closterium, 2304 nucleotides. Lineage: Eukaryota; Bacillariophyta; Bacillariophyceae; Bacillariales; Bacillariaceae. The record is from the annotation of a GenBank genome assembly.